AUGUCAACAACAUUCAAUGUAUGGAGAUAUACUGCUUUAGGUGCAGGUAUAAUUUAUGGUGCUUAUCAUAGAUAUUCAUUAGAAUCAUCUCAUGCUAAAAAAGAAUACACCAAAAGAUGGAAUCAUGAAGAAAAAUUAAUUCAACAAGCAAAAGAUGAAUAUGCAAAACUAAAAGAACCAAAAACUACUACUCAAUCUGCUCCAACUUCAAUAAUUUCUGGUUCAAUUAAUUGGGAAGAUCCAAAUUUGGAUUUAGGAAAAGCUUUAGAUUCUGUACUUGCUCAAUUGGAUUAA
Molecule: messenger RNA, 294 nt
Organism: Lodderomyces pseudojiufengensis
Lineage: Eukaryota; Fungi; Ascomycota; Pichiomycetes; Serinales; Debaryomycetaceae
Product: F1F0 ATP synthase subunit e
Exons: 1
Coding region: 1-294 (97 amino acids)
Biological process (GO): proton motive force-driven ATP synthesis
Molecular function (GO): proton transmembrane transporter activity
Source: RefSeq, a predicted model, not a curated record